This is a messenger RNA of Oryctolagus cuniculus (rabbit), 2414 nucleotides long. The record is from RefSeq and is a predicted model, not a curated record. Lineage: Eukaryota; Metazoa; Chordata; Mammalia; Lagomorpha; Leporidae.
UUGCCAGGGGAACGGGCCCGCGCCUGAUGAGGCCCAUCCCGCCUUGGCCUGGACCGGCCUUAGAACCAGCCCGGACGAGCUGGAGCCCCAAGAUUCGCAGGCCCAACUUCUGACCGGAAUGGGGCCCCGCUCCGGGGCGCUCUGCUUGCUGGUCCCGGGGACAGUCUCCGCCGCUACAGUCUGACGCGCUGCCGCUCUGGGGAGAGUGGACGGCUAGGCGCGGGGGCCGAACUCUGGCUGACCUUGGCAAGGCCGGUCUGGCACGGCCGGCCGUGACGCGCAGGCCACAGCAGAGAGCUGGAUAUGAAAUGGAGCAGCCAGGACUUGAACUGUCGCCCACAUGGGAUGCCGGCACUACAGGCGGCGGCCUCACCCGCCAUGCCACAGCGCCGGCCUCAGAACUUGAAAUGAUGUGUUCAAGUCAGCAAACAUUUACUGAACGACUCCUGUGUACAAGAUGACCAUUUGCAACAGGCCCUCCAACAAAACAGCCCCUGAGAAGAGUGUGUGGACGGCACCCGCGCAGGCCAGCUCCGAGCUGCAGGGCCAGCGGUCCCGCAGGAAUGGGUGGAGCUGGCCCCCUCACCCGCUCCAGAUUGUGGCCUGGCUGCUGUACCUCUUCUUUGCUGUGAUCGGCUUUGGGGUCCUGGUUCCCCUCCUGCCUCACCACUGGAUGCCUGCUGGCUACGCUUGCAUGGGGGCCAUCUUUGCUGGCCACUUGUUGGUGCACCUCACUGCUGUCUCCAUCGACCCAGCAGAUGCCAAUGUGCGGGACAAGAGCUACUCGGGGCCCCUGCCCAUCUUCAGCCGCAGCCAGCACGCACACGUCAUUGAAGACCUGCACUGCAACUUGUGCGACGUGGAUGUGAGCGCUCGCUCCAAGCACUGUAGCGCCUGCAACAAGUGCGUGUGCGGCUUCGACCACCACUGCAAGUGGCUCAACAACUGCGUGGGUGAGAGGAACUACCGGCUCUUUCUACACAGUGUGGUAUCCGCUUUACUGGGUGUUCUGCUCCUGGUGCUGGUGGCCACUUAUGUCUUUGUGGAGUUCUUUGUCAACCCCAUGCAGCUGCGCACCCACCCGCACUUUGAAGUCGUGAAGAACCAAAGUGAUGUGUGGUUUGUGUUCCUGCCUGCGGCCCCGGUGGAGACCAAGGCUCCUGCCAUCCUGGUCCUGGCUGCCCUGCUCAUCCUUCUGGGCCUGCUCUCCACAGCCUUGCUUGGCCACCUGCUCUGCUUCCACAUCUAUCUCAUGUGGCACAAGCUCACCACCUAUGAGUACAUCGUGCAGCACCGCCCACAAGAGGCAAAGGGGGCCCACAGGGAGCUUGAGUCGUGUCCCCCCAAGAUGCGGCCUAUUCAGGAGAUGGAGUUCUAUAUGCGGACCUUCAGCCAUGUGCACCCAGAGCCCCCCAGCCAGGCCAGGCCAGUGGCAGUGAAUGCCAAUCCCUCCUGGUUUCUUGUCACCAGGAGCCAAGGGGAGCCUCCACCGCCCUCCUCCCCAGACACGCUGGUCCUGCCUCCCGGGAUCCGCCCCCAGGGUGGCAUGGCUGCGAGCACAGAUGUAGCAGGGCUGGAGGAGAGCUUCCGCAAGUUUGCCAUCCAUGGCGACCCCAAGGCCAGCGGGCAAGAGAUGAAUGGCAAGAACUGGGCCAAGCUGUGCAAGGACUGCAAGGUGGCUGACGGGAAGGCCGUGACAGGAACUGACGUGGACAUUGUCUUCUCCAAAGUCAAGGGGAAGUCUGCUCGGGUCAUCAACUAUGAGGAGUUCAAGAAGGCCCUGGAAGAGCUGGCAACCAAGCGAUUCAAGGGCAAGAGCAAAGAGGAGGCCUUCGACGCCAUCUGCCAGCUGGUGGCGGGCAAGGAGCCAGCCAACUUGGGUGUUACCAAAGCAAAGACAGGGGGUGCUGUGGACCGGCUGACUGACACCAGCAGGUACACCGGCUCCCACAAGGAGCGCUUCGACGAGAGCGGCAAGGGCAAAGGCAUUGCUGGCCGGCAGGACAUCCUGGAUGACAGUGGCUAUGUGAGCGCCUACAAGCACGCAGGCACCUAUGAUGCCAAAGUGAAGAAGUAAGGCCCAGGAAGGCCCUGCAGUGCGGCUGCCUCCGCCAGGGGCCUGGGCCUGAGGGACGUGGGGAACAAGACAGCCCCGAUCCCCGCUGGACCUGCCCCCAGAGCCGCCUGCCCAGCCCCAGGUGCCGGCCCCCAGGCCUCUGACCCAGACUGCUCUGCAUCCCCCUCCCCCGACUUCUGUCCGUCUGGAGACAGUCAAUGCCUGUAGCCUCACUGCCUGCCUCCAGGGCCCUGGGCCUGGCUGACCUUCCUGCCCGCUUGCCUCAUAUUUAAGCUGCUGCUCUGGCCAAGUGCCUAAUUCUUACCCAGACCUCAAUAAAGCAACCUUUUGUACCAGU